AUGGCUGAACCAAGUGUCAAGAGAUUAAAGACCAACCUGCCUAUCUGUAAAAUUCACCGACCAUUUGUCGGGAGCAGGGUGAAGCAGAACCUCCCGGCGGUCGUUGAGGAGAGUUUGUGCGGAGUAUCUACAAUGCUUAUGGAGGUUGCUUACAGACUUGAUGCACUGGCCAAGAUAUUUGAGUAGGAUGACAUUGCCUUGCCAAGAGUGGCAGAGUUCUUCCAUGAGCACUCUGAGCAGGAACAGGCGCAGGCUGAGGCCAUGCUGGACUAUCUGUCAGACAGAGGGGGACAGUACUGUAAUAAGGACAUACAGAGGCCAGGCUGUGAGGAGGUGUGUGCAGUGAUCCCAGCCCUCGAGCUGAUGCUGGGCCAGUGGAAGGAGGAGAUGGCUGUGAUGGUGGAGCUCAGCCAGCUGUCCAAGGAGCACAGCGACCCGCACUCCGCCAGCGUGGUCAAGAGCCGCGUCCUGGGGCCACUGGUGCCCCGCGUCAAACUGCUGGGAGACCUCCUGACCAACGCCCGUAGAGUGGGCUGCACCAUUGACCGCUCGGGGGGCUUUGGGGAGUACCUAAUCAACCAGCUGCAGGAGGAGUUGACCAAUGUCUCCAGUGGAUGAAUCACUCACUCACUAGUGUGUGUUUCCAUUAAAGAAGCCUACUUGGUGAGUUAGACUCACAAAACAAGCCUUUCCUGUCAUGUCUGUGUUUUUUUUGUCUGGGCACCUAUAUUGUGUUAUUGCUAGUCAGUAAGACCAAUGUAUUGUAGAAGACACUCCAAAGUCCUCUAUGGAAAUGAUUUCUGAACUGAACAAACAAGGGGGGAUGGCUUAGUUACAACUAGCUUCAUUCUAGAAUGUAAACUGAACCAAGCUAUAGCACUUCUUCCAAAUUCCUAAGCUUGAAUAUCUGCCCUAUUUUGUAAAUGUUUGGUUCAACAUA
Salvelinus sp. IW2-2015 is the source of this 940-nucleotide messenger RNA. The record is from RefSeq and is a predicted model, not a curated record. Lineage: Eukaryota; Metazoa; Chordata; Actinopteri; Salmoniformes; Salmonidae.